AUGAGCUUCCCCCUCGCAGCCCGGCAACGCACGCUUUGGCGUAGCAUCCCCGCGCCUGCUCGACAGAUUCGAGCGGCCUCCCAGGGUUCAAUCGCUGAAGCCGUGCGCCCUCUGGUCUACGACUUGCAUGAACCAUCUCGGCCUAAGACAGACAACCAGCGAGCCCCCAUCAUCUUCCUCCAUGGUCUGUUUGGUUCCAAGAAGAAUAACAGGGGCAUCAGCAAGGCUCUCGCUCGCGAUCUGGGCCGAUAUGUGUACGCUCUAGACCUCAGGAAUCAUGGCGAGUCACCUCAAAACCCCCGGCACGACUAUCCAGCCAUGGCCGAGGACGUGUCAGCAUUCAUCAAAGAUCAUGGCCUCACUGACACGACAAUCAUUGGACACUCCAUGGGAGCAAAGACCGCCAUGACGCUUGCCCUGCGUUCGCCCGACGCUGUUGCCAACAUAGUUGCUGUCGACAAUGCUCCUGUCGAUGCUGCUCUUAGGAAUGAUUUCGCGCAUUACAUCCGGGGUAUGGAGAAGAUCCAAUCGGCAGGCAUCACACGGCAAGCUGAGGCGGACCAGAUAUUGCAGAAAUACGAGGAGUCGCUGCCAAUCCGCCAGUUCCUGCUGGGGAACCUUUAUCGCCCGCCGGGGGGGCAAUUUCAGCAGUUCCGCAUCCCACUCGACAUUCUCGCACGUUCACUGGGCCACCUAGGUGAUUUCCCCUACAAGGAUCCGGGCGAGCGUCGAUUCCAGAAGCCCGCCCUGUUUGUUCGCGGCACGAAGAGCACGUAUGUGCCGGAUGACGUGCUGCCCGCGAUUGGGCAGUUCUUCCCUCUAUUCCGGGUAGCAGAUAUCGAUGCUGGCCACUGGCUGAUUUCGGAACAACCUGAGGCUUUUCGACAAGCCGUGGUUGACUUUUUGCGCGACGUUGAAUAG
Molecule: messenger RNA, 921 nt
Organism: Purpureocillium lilacinum
Lineage: Eukaryota; Fungi; Ascomycota; Sordariomycetes; Hypocreales; Ophiocordycipitaceae
Cellular component (GO): mitochondrion
Molecular function (GO): carboxylic ester hydrolase activity
Source: RefSeq, a predicted model, not a curated record